Molecule: messenger RNA, 1989 nt
Organism: Microthlaspi erraticum
Lineage: Eukaryota; Viridiplantae; Streptophyta; Magnoliopsida; Brassicales; Brassicaceae
Source: the annotation of a GenBank genome assembly
AUGGGUUCAACUCCGUUUUGCUAUUCAAUCAAUCCUUCUCCAUCAAAGUUUGAUUUCACUAGAACCCAUGCGUUGAGUCCCCUUGCCAAACAGUUCUACCUAGAUUUAUCAUCGCUCGCCGGAAAAUCGGGAUUUAGGAGUCGUCGGAGUCUGGUCGGAGUAAAGGCGGCAGCGGCGACGGCGUUGGUGGAAUCAGAGAAGCGGGAAGUAGCAGCGGAGAAGAAGAAAUCGAGGGUCUUGGUCGCCGGAGGUGGAAUCGGAGGAUUGGUGUUUGCUCUAGCGGCGAAGAAGAAAGGGUUCGAUGUGUUGGUGUUCGAGAAGGAUUUGAGCGCCAUAAGAGGAGAAGGACAAUACAGAGGACCGAUUCAAAUACAGAGCAACGCUUUAGCUGCUUUGGAAGCUAUUGAUACCGAUGUUGCAGAAGAAGUUAUGGAAGCUGGUUGUAUCACCGGUGAUCGGAUUAACGGUCUCGUCGACGGUGUCUCUGGUACUUGGUAUGUAAAGUUUGAUACUUUCACGCCGGCGGCGUCAAGGGGACUUCCGGUGACUCGAGUAAUUAGCAGAAUGACUCUGCAGCAGAUCUUAGCACGCGCGGUUGGAGAAGAAAUUAUUAGAAACGAGAGUAACGUUGUUGAUUUUGAAGACACUGGUGAUAAGGUCACAGUGACGCUUGAGAAUGGUGAACGCUAUGAAGGUGAUCUGCUUGUGGGAGCAGAUGGCAUUUGGUCUAAAGUGAGAAAUAAUUUGUUCGGAAGAAGUGAAGCAACGUAUUCAGGCUACACUUGUUAUACCGGCAUUGCAGAUUUCAUACCGGCUGAUAUCGAGUCUGUUGGCUACCGAGUUUUCUUGGGGCACAAACAGUACUUUGUAUCUUCAGAUGUUGGUGGUGGGAAAAUGCAAUGGUACGCGUUUCACGAGGAAGCAGCUGGUGGUGUCGAUCCUCCCAAUGGUAUGAAGAAGAGAUUGUUUGAUAUAUUUGAAGGUUGGUGCGACAAUGUACUCGACUUGUUGCAUGCGACAGAGGAGGAUGCGAUUCUGAGAAGAGAUAUAUAUGAUAGAACUCCUAGUUUUACUUGGGGUAGAGGGCGUGUUACGCUGCUCGGAGAUUCUAUACAUGCGAUGCAGCCUAAUAUGGGUCAAGGUGGAUGCAUGGCCAUUGAGGAUAGUUAUCAGCUAGCAAUGGAGCUUGAAGGAGCUUGGAAACAGAGUGUUGAGACGAAUACACCUGUUGAUGUUGUUUCCUCUUUGAAAAAAUAUGAGGAAUCAAGAAGACUCAGAGUGGCUAUUAUCCAUGGGAUGGCGAGAAUGGCUGCGAUUAUGGCUUCCACUUACAAAGCUUACUUAGGUGUUGGGCUUGGACCUCUCUCUUUCUUGACAAAGUUUAGAGUGCCGCAUCCAGGAAGAGUUGGUGGGAGAUUCUUCAUUGACAUUGCUAUGCCGUUGAUGCUUAACUGGGUCCUUGGAGGUAACAGUGAAAAACUGGAAGGAAGGUCCCCUAGUUGCAGACUCACUGACAAAGCUGAUGACCGGCUUCGUGAGUGGUUUGAAGACAACGACGCACUUGAACGUACUAUACAUGGAGAGUGGUAUCUGAUUCCGCACGGAGACGAUAGUAGCGUCAAGGAAACCAUACGUCUAACCAAAGACGAGGAUCAACCUUGCAUCAUCGGAAGCGAACCUGAUCAAGAUUUACCUGGAAUGCACAUUGUGAUCCCUUCUUCUCAGGUUUCGAAGAUGCAUGCACGUGUAACCUACAAAGAUGGAGCUUUCUACUUGAUGGAUCUUGGAAGCGAGCACGGAACCUAUGUGGUCGAUAACGAGGGAAGAAGAUACAGAGCGUCACCGAAUUACCCGGCCCGGUUUAGAUCGUCCGAUAUCAUCGAGUUUGGUUCAGAUAAGAAGGCGGCGUUUAGGGUGAAGGUGAUCAGAACAACUCCGAAGUCUACGAGUAAGAAUGAGAGUAACGGCAAAUUACUCCAGGCAGCUUGA